This is a messenger RNA of Mizuhopecten yessoensis (Yesso scallop), 509 nucleotides long. RefSeq lists its product as uncharacterized. NCBI's taxonomy places the organism in Eukaryota, Metazoa, Mollusca, Bivalvia, Pectinida, Pectinidae. The transcript is spliced from 4 exons. The record is from RefSeq and is a predicted model, not a curated record. The coding region runs from base 67 to 474 and encodes 135 amino acids.
GUGCACAGAGCUAGGUCAUUCCUGUUAAGAAAGGACCUUUGCUUCACGUAUAACCUCCUCAGCAAGAUGAACUGUGCGUUGGUUAUCGCCGUGUGCCUGAUUGGGCAGAUUUUGGGUAUGACUACGAUACCGUCACCCACACAUCAUCAUCAUGCGCACGAAUCCAAUGAAUUCGACUCAGCUAUGUUUUAUUAUGAUGCUCAUUCGCAUGAAAUGGUUAUGAAGCUUGGACAAAACUGUUACAUCGAGAAGCUGAAAACUUCAGUAAGACCGCAGGUACACACACCAGAAGGACUUUUGAGUAUGGAGAAUAACUUGAUGUUUCUCGUAGCCAAGGGUGUCCAUAAGCAGAUGUCCCAUGACGAUGUUAACGGUUUAAGCAUGCACGUGGAAAGCAUGUGCGCAGGUCAGGACGUGUUCGUCGUGUCAAGACCACAUCAUCACCACAGUACGACCGUUGGCGUAAUUGGUUGAUUGAUGAAUAAAUUAAAAACAUGUUAUUAAGUUUA